This is a messenger RNA of Piliocolobus tephrosceles (Ugandan red Colobus), 3010 nucleotides long. It is a transcript of the gene TLR3, whose product is annotated as toll like receptor 3. The record is from RefSeq and is a predicted model, not a curated record. Gene Ontology annotation, molecular function: protein binding; signaling receptor activity. Gene Ontology annotation, biological process: toll-like receptor signaling pathway; inflammatory response. Gene Ontology annotation, cellular component: plasma membrane. Lineage: Eukaryota; Metazoa; Chordata; Mammalia; Primates; Cercopithecidae.
GUUGCUGUUACCCUGGCCUAGGCUCAAUUCCCUGCAUGGCCCUACCUAGAAGCCUUCUCUAUUUGGAACUCAGAAUCAUGCGACAGACUUUGCCUUACAUCUACUUUUGGGGAGGACUUUUGCCCUUUGGGAUGCUGUGUGCAUCCUCCACCAACAAAUGCACUGUUAGCCAUGAAGUUGCUGACUGCAGCCACCUGAAGUUGACUCAGGUACCCAAUGACCUCCCCACAAACAUAACAGUGUUGAAUCUUACCCAUAAUCAACUCAGAAGAUUACCAGCUGCCAAUUUUACAAGAUAUAGCCAACUAACUAUCUUGGAUGUAGGAUUUAACAGCAUCUCAAAACUGGAGCCAGAAUUGUGCCAAAAACUUCCCAUGUUAAAAGUUUUGAACCUCCAGCACAAUGAGCUAUCUCAACUUUCUGAUAAAACCUUUGCCUCCUGCACGAAUUUGACGGAGCUCCAUCUCAUGUCCAACUCAAUCCAGAAAAUUAAAAAUAAUCCCUUUGUAAAGCAGAAGAAUUUAAUCACAUUAGAUCUGUCUCAUAAUGGCUUGUCAUCUACAAAAUUAGGAACUCAGGUUCAGCUGGAAAAUCUCCAAGAGCUUCUAUUAUCAAACAAUAAAAUCCAAGCGCUAAAAAGUGAAGAACUUGAUAUCCUUGCCAAUUCAUCUUUAAAAAAAUUAGAGUUGUCAUCGAAUCAAAUUAAAGAGUUUUCUCCAGGGUGUUUUCACGCAAUUGGAAGAUUAUUUGGCCUCUUUCUGAACAAUGUCCAGCUGGGUCCCAGCCUCACAGAGAAGCUAUGUUUGGAGUUAGCACACACAAGCAUUCGGAAUCUGACUCUGAGUAACAGCCAGCUGUCCACCACCAGCAAUACAACUUUCUUGGGACUAAAGUGGACGAAUCUCACUAUGCUUGAUCUUUCCCACAACAACUUAAAUGUGGUUGGUAACGAUUCCUUUGUUUGGCUUCCACAUCUAGAAUAUUUCUUCCUGGAGUAUAAUAAUAUACAGCAUUUGUUCUCUCACUCUUUGCACGGGCUUUUCAACGUGCGGUACCUGAAUUUGAAACGGUCUUUUACUAAACAAAGUAUUUCCCUUGCUUCGCUCCCCAAGAUUGAUGAUUUUUCUUUUCAGUGGCUAACACGUUUGGAGCACCUUAACAUGGAAGAUAAUGAUAUUUCAGGCAUAAAAAGCAAUAUGUUCACAGGAUUGAUAAACCUGAAAUACUUAAGUCUAUCCAACUCCUUUACAAGUUUGCAAACUUUGACAAAUGAAACAUUUGUAUCCCUUGCUCAUUCUCCCUUACACAUACUCAACCUAACCAAGAAUAAAAUCUCAAAAAUAGAGAGUGGUGCCUUCUCUUGGUUGGGCCACUUAGAAGUACUUGACCUGGGCCUUAAUGAAAUUGGGCAAGAACUCACAGGCCAGGAAUGGAGAGGUCUUGAAAAUAUUUUCGAAAUCUAUCUUUCCUACAACAAGUACCUGCAACUGACUAGGAACUCCUUUGCCUUGGUCCCAAGCCUUCAACGACUGAUGCUCCGAAGGGUGGCCCUUAAAAAUGUGGAUAGCUCUCCUUCACCAUUCCAGCCUCUUCGUAACUUGACCAUUCUGGAUCUAAGCAACAACAACAUAGCCAACAUAAAUGAUGACAUGUUGGAAGGUCUUGAGAAACUAGAAAUUCUGGAUUUACAGCAUAACAACUUAGCACGGCUCUGGAAACACGCAAACCCUGGUGGUCCUGUUUAUUUCCUAAGGGGUCUGUCUCACCUCCACAUCCUUAACUUGGAGUCUAAUGGCUUUGACGAGAUCCCAGUUGAGGUCUUCAAGGAUUUAUUUGAACUAAAGAUCAUCGAUUUAGGAUUGAAUAAUUUAAACACACUUCCAGCGUCUGUCUUUGAUAAUCAGGUGUCUCUAAGGUCAUUGAACCUUCAGAAGAAUCUCAUAACAUCAGUUGAGAAGAAGGUUUUCGGGCCAGCUUUCAGGAACCUGAGUAACUUAGAUAUGCGCUUUAAUCCCUUUGAUUGCACAUGUGAAAGUAUUGCCUGGUUUGUUAAUUGGAUUAACAAGACCCAUGCCAACAUCCCUGAGCUGUCAAGCCACUACCUUUGCAACACUCCACCUCACUAUCAUGGGUUCCUAGUGAGACUUUUUGAUACAUCAUCCUGCAAAGACAGUGCCCCCUUUGAACUCUUUUUCAUGAUCAAUACCAGUAUCCUGUUGAUUUUUAUCUUUGUUGUACUUCUCAUCCACUUUGAGGGCUGGAGGAUAUCUUUUUACUGGAAUGUUUCAGUACAUCGAGUUCUUGGUUUCAAAGAUAGACAGACAGAACAGUUUGAAUAUGCAGCAUAUAUAAUUCAUGCCCAUAAAGAUAAGGAAUGGGUCUGGGAACAUUUCUCUUCAAUGGAAAAGGAAGACCAAUCUCUCAAAUUUUGUCUGGAAGAAAGGGACUUUGAGGCAGGUGUUUUUGAACUGGAAGCAAUUGUUAACAGCAUCAAAAGAAGCAGAAAAAUUAUUUUUGUUAUAACACACCAUCUAUUAAAAGACCCAUUAUGCAAAAGAUUCAAGGUACAUCAUGCCGUUCAACAAGCUAUUGAACAAAAUCUGGAUUCCAUUAUAUUGAUUUUCCUUGAGGAGAUUCCAGAUUAUAAACUGAACCAUGCACUCUGUUUGCGAAGAGGAAUGUUUAAAUCUCGCUGCAUCUUGAACUGGCCAGUUCAGAAAGAACGGAUAGGUGCCUUUCAUCAUAAACUGCAAGUAGCACUUGGAUCCAAAAACUCAGUGCAUUAAAUUUAUUUAAAUGUUCACUUAGCAAAGGAAAAACUUUCUCUAUUUAAAAAGUUCCAUGGCUAAUUUAAGUUUUCCAUAAAGGUGUUAUAAUUUGUUUAUUCAUAUUUGUAAGUGAUUAUAUUCUAUCACAAUUAUAUCUCUUCUAGGAAAAUGUAUCUCCUUAUUUCAGGCCUAUAUUUGACAACUGACUAAAUUUCACCCAAAAUAAACAUAGAAGCACAUAA